Aphanomyces astaci is the source of this 1389-nucleotide messenger RNA. RefSeq lists its product as hypothetical. NCBI's taxonomy places the organism in Eukaryota, Oomycota, Saprolegniomycetes, Saprolegniales, Verrucalvaceae. The record is from RefSeq and is a predicted model, not a curated record. Bases 1 to 1323 code for a protein of 440 amino acids. Gene Ontology annotation, molecular function: protein binding. The transcript has 5 exons.
AUGGCAAUCACAUCGCGAGUCGGCGCAAUCCUCGUGGGAGUGCUUCUGGUCGUAUACGUCGGCCCCGCUGUCUAUUUGGCCAUAGUUCGGACGGGACUCUUUGUGGCAUGCGUUGGCGCCAUUGCCGCAAUAACCAACCCGUCGGACGCAUCCUUUGCCGUCUGGCUUGCCGCAAGCCACAAUCAGAAUACCGCCGCAAGCGCUGGAUCGGCUUUGUCCGUACUGACAUGGAUGCGCUCCGCCAUUGCAUCGUGGUCGUUGUUGUCGGAGGAAGAUGCCGCGUCGUGGGUUCGGCACAACAUGGUCGUCUUCACGUUGGUUCAUGUUCCUGCCGUCGAGCGCCAUGCUGUUGGAUGCUUUGGACUGUGGAUAUGGUGCGACACAUCGUACCCGCUUUCGUGGUUGACAAGGCGCUACGGACCCACCAUUGUCGCCCUCACCCAAGGGGGCACCCGUUCUGGCCUUCACGUGAAUCAUGCUGCUGCUUCCUCCACUCUCCCAGUCGUAGCCCAUCCAGCACAAUAUGUGGCCAAGGCCAGGACCUUUCUAGCGCAAUGCGACCACGCCGCUGCCGCGGACGCCUACUUGGAGGCUGCUGCCGCUGUCACAACAACGAGCCAAUCACUGCAUUACCGCCUGGAUGCCGCGCGAUGUCUGGCUAGCAGUGUCGACAAGCACAAGUCCAUGGGUCGAGUGGAAAGGCUCUUCCGGAUGGCCAGCGAGGAAUUCGCCUCGAAUGGGUACUUUGACGAGGCAGGGCAGUGCCUGUUGGAACUGGCCGACGCUUUCAACCACCAACGACCGACUGACGAUCAUAUGGCCGACGGGUGGCUAAGCCGGCAGUCGGCGCUGUACAUCGAAGCAAUGGCAGUGUUCGAUGCCGGGGACGUCGGCGCGGCGGCGGCGGCGGCAGGCAUGGCGGCCGCCGCAGUGUAUGCCACGCAAGCCAUGAAGAUGCCACGAGAUGCAGAAACGAGGACCCGCUGGCUGGCGACGGCGUCCGCCCAGUACCAUGCCGUGGGGGUGCGCUACCACCCGAGUAAGCUGUCCAAGCAGGCGUCCAUGUUGAGCAUCUGCUGCUUUGUCGACGACAUGGAGCGGGCAAGGCGGGCGUUCUGCAGCUACGCGGAAUCUGCGACAUCGUUCGACGCACCCGAUUGGCUGCUCCACGGACUCUUCGAAGCAUAUGAACAGUGGAACCCACUCGUGUUGGAUGCCGCCGUCGCCGCGUACGAUGCAUCGGACUUUGCUCCCAUGGUGGUGUGGCAGAAGCAAGCGUUGGGGCAGUGGAAGGCCAAGUUGGUGGCUGGAGAUCUCACUUAACAUGCACAAAAACUAUACUAACGUUACAUACUAUUAAUAAUAGUACACAAAUAUUAUUAGUAUUAC